GAAUCCGUUUGCCAGUAACUCGACUCCACUCCGACACGACACUGCUGUGUAUCUCGCGAGCCAGAUACGCACGGGAUUUUUUAUAUAAUACAUAUUUCAAUUGUGCUGGCAGAAGAAAAUUUUAUUCUCCCCGGACAAAAAAAAAAGAUCCAGUGGAGAAAAUAGUUUCCGGGUUUCGUGGGAUUCGUUGAAGCGAAGGAAUGCAAUCUUGCGCGUGACAAUCGGCCGCCGUUUGCGAAUAGCAAAGUGUGACGUAAACGAACAUUUGAACGCUGAUCCCGAGACGAAAUCGUAACGCAAAGAUACGACAUAAUUUGAAAACAAAACCAAAUGAAUUACACAUAAACGAAACCAACGAUUCACUGAAUAGAAGUAACCAAAUCAAAACUGAUUCCAAAGAUGGCAGACCACGAUCAAAAGAAUAUGAAAAUGCAAGAAGCCUACAUUUCUCCGGGAAUUUCACGGGAACGAAGUUUUAUCCGAACUUCCAACCAGCAGGUAAUGGAUAUGGUGGAGGUAUCAUUAUCCGAAUCUAUUAUACCUAACGCCAACAAACGACGCAGCCUAGCCUUCACCCAGAGUCAGGCUAUGCAACAUGCCCAACAACAACAGUUGCGUGGUAAGCCACCGAUGGAAAUCUAUCGUCCUCCAAAUGUUCGCAUGGAUGGACACCCGAACAAACUCAACGUGCAUGCCCAAGAAUUUCAGAUGAAUCAACUUCAGGACGGACGUAUCCCGCUGCAGAACUCUAGGUCUCUCAACAUUUACAGCAGCUCCCUGCAGCACUCGAAAUCGAACGUCCAUAUGCCGUUGAAUAUGCAUCCUCGAGCACAAAUGCAACUGGGCAACAUCGGCAGUCCUCAACGAGGACCGAUCAUGAUGUCUACCCAUCCGAUGCAACACGUGGGAGUACAGCUACAAGGCUCCCAUAUGCCAUUGGUCAACUCACCGUCCAGCGGAAAUAUUUUACACUCUGGACCACGAGUGAAAUUCGCGCCGGAGCCGGUGGUUCACGCGGCUCAACAUCCAAAUACCAGCUUCCAAGCAGCUCAGAACAACUCCUCCAGCAGUGGCCUACCAUCACCUUCGGGCAUGUAUCCACCGGGAAGCAAUAGUCCGAUGAGCCUUGCACCAUUACAGCGCUCUAAGUCGCUAUCUUCGGCUGAUACGUUGACGCGCGGAUUGGCUGGACUGGGACUUGCCGUGGGACCCGAAGCCAACGAUAUUGGACAAUUUUCGCCGGAGAUCCAGGCCAUCCUCAGCAAGGCGAUCGAAGAUCCGAAUCAGCUCAAUGCCCGAUGCCUGAUGGAACUGGCAAUGCAGCUGAUGCAACGGGCAGUUGAUGGACGAAGAUACGCCCUACCAAUUUCACGAUUAUGCAUUUCGAUCAUUGCUAAGGAACAAAAGGAAACCUUCCUGGAAGCCUUACUGAACACUUGUCGCCAAUGGUACCAAGAGCGCGAUAAGGUCCUCGGCCCACCGAUGAACAUCAAAAAUCCUUCACGACCGCGAUUCACGGCAUUUAUGGCUUUCUUGACUGAAAUGUUUUGCCAACUGAAGCGCCGCCAGCUGCAACUUCGAACCGAAUGUGACGGGGUUCCACCUCCCAUCGUGCUGCUAACCGUGCUCGGAAAAUGCUGCGAAGAUUGUGUCAAACCACCUGUUCGAUCACUCUCAGAGAUCGAAUGUCUCUUUUUCGUACUGACCUGCAUUGGGCGGGACCUGGAGACGCACCUGCCACAACAGUUGGAAACCCUUCUGACCGGAGUGCGUGAUGCAUUCCUGAACUCGUCCGCAUCGGCCCCGGCCAUACGCCGCACCUUGCUACAGUUGAUCGAACUUCAAGCGUCCAGAUGGCAACUACCGGGCAAUACCGUGCUCUACUACUAUCCAUCGUCCAAAUAAAUGCACGCACGUGAUGAACCGGCUAACGGAUGGAUUGAUGGACUGCCAGUCUGGUUGGUUUUCGCAUGUGAAGUUUCCUACCAAAAUUCAUUGAAUCUACUAGCCACCUACCGUCGAGGCAGGUGUUGGAGAAUGGAGAAAACGUCGAACCAAACGAACAAAAAAAUGAACUAAAUCGAACAGUAGAGAAAAAGAACGAAACACACUGGAAGUGAAGCUACAAAUCAAAAUAAAAACGACUCGAUCAGACUACAUUCCAUCAAAACACUAACAUUUUAAAGGCAAAGGAAAAAGUUAGUUAACUCUCAUUUUAUUGUAUAUUUUAACAGAAUGCAACAAAGGUCAAGAAUUAGCCUUAGAAUUCACUGAUUCUAACGAACCUUUGAAAUUCAUUUUCACUCCUCAAAACGAAAUUUAACCCUGUUGUGUUAAAACGAAACGAUUUUAGAACUUUAGAUGUUUAACCAAAUAAUUACUUAUGGAUGUAAUCUCUAAAAAAAAACAAGUAACGAUAUGUAAAUGAACUAGUCAUUUUUGUAUUAUACUGUCUAGAGCACAAACAUAUUGAAUCUGUUACAUACUGUUAGAUAGAACAUAUCGUAUAAACAAAACUCAUGAAACAACAAACAAAACAUACAAACAAUGACUGACUAAUAUGCUCGUGUUGCAUCACUAUUAUAAUUUCAUUACGUAUAUCAACCAACGCACUGCGAAUGCUCUAGAUAUGUACCAUGUAGCGUACGAAAGCACAUGUAUAUCGCAUGCCAAUGAUGGUUACCUUAAGGGCUCGAUGACGAUGAUAAGAAAAGAAACCCUAUGGUUGUUAACUUAUUUAACUUAUUCAGCGAAAAAAAAACUGGGAGAGGGAAAAUUGAUGAUGACAGUGGAAAAAUUGCAAAACUGAACGAUGUAGGGUUUUAUUGCAUCGCAUAGAACAGUGAAAGAUUAAUUUCAUAAUUGCGUGGGAAACAUAUGCUGUGAAAUUGAAAGAAACCAUGCGCGGUCGUCGUGAAGAGAAAAGAUACAUUACUUAUGGUACUGCAUGUAGUGUUUUAUAAGCUCCGGCAAAAUAAAUUGAAGCAAAUGAUGUAUUUUAAGUGCCGUUUGUGCAACUUUGUGUCAUAAUGAGAUUUUUUUCUAGGAAAUAAAUCAUUAGUUCCAUGAUCUAUUA
Aedes aegypti (yellow fever mosquito) is the source of this 3076-nucleotide messenger RNA. RefSeq lists its product as uncharacterized. Gene Ontology annotation, cellular component: cytosol. Bases 400 to 1905 code for a protein of 501 amino acids. The record is from RefSeq and is a predicted model, not a curated record. Gene Ontology annotation, molecular function: translation activator activity; RNA binding; protein binding. Gene Ontology annotation, biological process: regulation of translational initiation. NCBI's taxonomy places the organism in Eukaryota, Metazoa, Arthropoda, Insecta, Diptera, Culicidae. The transcript has 10 exons.